AUCCAAAUCAAUCUACAAAUUAGUUUUCUUGAGGGGAUUUUCUGGUACAUUUUUGGUAAAAUGGGCACCAAUUUGAACAGGGUUUUCAUCAUCCAUGUAAUUUAUCAGAUUUUAGCCAUCCAUUACUCGCCAGGCACCUGCUCUGCACAAAAUGUUUCUGCUGCUUUUAUAUUUGGAGAUUCUCUGGUUGAUGUAGGCAACAACUACUACAUUGACACAGAUGCAAUGCCAAUGUUUCCAAAUGGUAUUGACUUUGUGAAUGGAAGUCCAUCCGGACGAUAUACCAACGCUAGAACAAUUGGUGACAUUAUAGAAGAGGAAAUAGGCUUUAAGAAUUUCACUCCUCCUUACCUGAACCCGAAUACUACCGGAGAUGUGAUUUUGAAAGGUGUCAACUACGCUUCUUCUGGAUCAGGAAUUCUUAAUUCCACUGGAUCAGUCUUUGGUGCUCCAAUUUGCAUGGAUCAACAAAUCAACAACUUCGCAAAGACUAGGCAAGACAUCAUCUCAAGAAUCGGUGCUCCAGCAGCUCAGGGACUGCUUACACAGGCAUUCUACUUGGUUGUGAUUGGCUCAAAUGAUAUCUUCUCGGCGGAGGCUUCCACUUCUCGUGAUGUUUAUUUGGAUAAUUUAAUUUCCAAAUUUCAAUCCCAACUCACAACUCUUUACAGUUUGGAUGCAAGAAAGAUCGCAGUGACAAAUGCCCCUGUCGUUGGGUGCAUCCCUUUUGAGAAAGAUUUACAUUCAUCCCAAGGUGGUUGUGUUGAUUUCCUGAAUGAAUUAGCCAAGUUAUAUAACACUAGGCUGAAGAGCCUACUCCAAGAGCUUACAACAAAUCUUGCAGGAUCAACAUUUGUUUAUCUAGAUCUUUACGCAAUUUCAGAGGACAUAUUACAGAACUAUAAAUCAUAUGGAUUUGAAAAUGCAGAAUCUGCUUGUUGUCAAGUAAUUGGACAACAUGGUGGUCUAGUUCCAUGCGAGUCUUUCUCUCGAGUUUGUCGAGACAGAACCAAGUAUGUCUUCUGGGAUCCAUUCCAUCCAACAGAGACUGCUAAUCUGAUUACAGCAAAGCAUGCACUAGAUGGUGGCCUCAACUACGUUUCGCCAAUCAACAUUCGACAACUUAUGAAUUCUUGAGCAACCUUUAAAAUGCAUUGAAUUCGAUAUGAGGAUUCAGAUCGAUAUGAAACCCAUCAAUCGAAUAAUAAAUUAAUGUAUUACAUCAAUUUUAAUAUUACGGAAUCCCUUC
Messenger RNA from Theobroma cacao (cacao), 1249 nucleotides. RefSeq names its product GDSL esterase/lipase At4g16230-like. Gene Ontology annotation, molecular function: hydrolase activity, acting on ester bonds. NCBI's taxonomy places the organism in Eukaryota, Viridiplantae, Streptophyta, Magnoliopsida, Malvales, Malvaceae. The record is from RefSeq and is a predicted model, not a curated record.